This is a messenger RNA of Wyeomyia smithii (pitcher-plant mosquito), 1941 nucleotides long. RefSeq names its product parafibromin (gene hyx). The coding region runs from base 188 to 1813 and encodes 541 amino acids. Gene Ontology annotation, biological process: transcription elongation by RNA polymerase II; positive regulation of transcription elongation by RNA polymerase II. The record is from RefSeq and is a predicted model, not a curated record. Gene Ontology annotation, cellular component: Cdc73/Paf1 complex. The transcript is spliced from 5 exons. Gene Ontology annotation, molecular function: RNA polymerase II complex binding. NCBI's taxonomy places the organism in Eukaryota, Metazoa, Arthropoda, Insecta, Diptera, Culicidae.
CUGUGUUAGGAAAGCCGAUUUUUCGAUACCCUGAUGCUGAGUGAUGAUGUGCUUCUUCUGUUGACGAUUGCAAACAGGAAAUAUAUUUUCACUUCAAAAAUAAAUAGUUCUAGCGCCAAAGUGUUGUGUUAAAAGUGCAUAAAACUUUCCAAUACCCGUUCGAGUAUCAUAGAUACCCUACGCCACAAUGGCUGAUCCAUUGAGUUUGCUGAGGCAAUACAAUAUCAACAAGAAAGAAAUCAUCGAACGCGACGGGCAAAUUAUUUUCGGUGAAUUUUCCUGGCCGAAAAAUGUUAAAACCAACUAUCUCAAAUAUGGUUCCGGCAAGAAAGGUGCGCCGAAGGAGUAUUACACUCUGGAGUGCUUGCUGUACAUAUUGAAGAAUGUCGCUCUGCAGCACUCCGUCUACGUUCGACAGGCGGCUGCCGAGGAUAUUCCAGCAGUCAACCGACCGGAUCGUAAAGAAUUACUGCAAUAUCUCAAUGGCGAAACAAAUACUUGUGCCAGCAUCGACAAAAGUGCUCCCCUGGAAAUUCCUACUCAAAUCAAACGACCAGCGGAAUCGGAUACUCUGGAAACUUUGGCAAAAAAGGCUCGUUAUGAGGACACCCAAGUGCAAAAGGUUAAAGAACAGCUAGCUGCCCGAUUGGACGUGAACAAAAAGGAAGCGUCCGUCAAUAUCGACAACAUCAAGUCCCUCUCAGAGACUAUGUCCGUUGAAAAGAUCGCUGCCAUCAAAGCAAAACGUUUGGCUAACAAAAAGGUUACAAUCAAACGUACCGACAAUGACGAUACUAUGGGUGUUGGUCCGGAUCUGCGUGCCAUUUUGGAUUUCGAUGUAGAUUCCACAAAAGAUAUCAUUAGCAGAGAACGUCAGUGGCGUACAAGGACCACAAUUCUGCAAAGUAAUGGUAAAAUAUUCGCAAAAAAUAUUUUAGCCAUAUUACAGGGUAUUAAGAACCGCGAAGAAGGUCGCGGGCGUCCCCAAGCACCGGUUAUAAAACUGCCUGAGCCUCCUCGUGUCAUCAGACCACAGCAACAACCAGCUCAGUACAAUCGGUACGAUCAGGAGCGAUUCAAUCGCCAGAAGGAAGAAACGGAAGGCUUUAAGAUCGAUACUAUGGGUACCUACCACGGUAUGUCACUGAAGCUAGUGACGGAGGGCUCUUCCGCGCAGAAGAAAGCCCAACAGCAACAAUUGCAGCAGAACAACAACAAUAACGUUUUGGAAGGUGCGCUCCCACCGGGACGUCCAAAGGAGCUGCUAUCGUCAGCUCAGGCACGGAUGCUGCCGCAGAGCAAUAGUAACAAACGGCAGAGCCGUACACCAAUUAUCAUUAUUCCAGCCGCCACCACUAGCCUAAUCACGAUGUACAACGCGAGAGAUAUUCUGCAAGAAUUAAAAUUCAUCACUACGGAGGAAAAGAAAACUAAGGGCGGAGUACGCGAUAAUGAAGUUCUAAUCCAGCGUCAAAAAGCUGGUGGCCUCACAGUACCUUACCGUGUAAUCGAUAACCCGAUAAAAUUAACUGCACAAGACUGGAACCGCGUUGUUGCCGUUUUUGUGAUGGGGCCAGCUUGGCAAUUCAAGGGAUGGCCAUGGGACGGCAAUCCGGUUGAAAUUUUCUCUAAAAUUGCUGCCUUCCAUUUGCGCUACGAUGAAAUGAAAUUGGAUGCAAACGUAGCCCGCUGGGCCGUUACAGUGCUCAACGUGUCUCGAACCAAACGGCAUCUGGAUAAAGCCAGCCUGAUGGUGUUCUGGGAAAAGCUCGAUCUGUACAUGACUAAAUAUAAGCCGGAUUUGCGUUUCUAAGCUCUUAUUGUUGUCGACGGUCAUUAUUGAAUUUACUUUCCAUGCAAAUUGUAACUAUUUGUUCUCUAGUAGGCCACACAUCCUUAGCGUAUUAUUUUGGGCGAAAAUAAAAGAUGAUUUUACCGUAA